This is a messenger RNA of Acanthisitta chloris (rifleman), 1481 nucleotides long. Its product is annotated as islet cell autoantigen 1-like. The record is from RefSeq and is a predicted model, not a curated record. Gene Ontology annotation, cellular component: Golgi apparatus. The annotation marks the transcript as partial. Lineage: Eukaryota; Metazoa; Chordata; Aves; Passeriformes; Acanthisittidae. The transcript has 6 exons. Gene Ontology annotation, biological process: regulation of transport.
AGCUUGCAGGAUCCUGUGAAUAAACUAACAGAAAAAGCAGAAAAGGAGGACCCGCAGAUUGAGGGCACCAAUUCAGUGCCAGAUCAACAGAGUCAGUUGAUUUCAUUAGAUGAGGAGAGCCAUACCAAGGAAUUGAACUAUCCAGGUGCCAUAGAUGACUUACUAGACCUGCAACCUGAAGAAAAUGCUUCAAAGCAACAGUUUGUGAGGUCCUUGGAGCCAGAACCUGGUGAUAAGGAUGACAUGCUAUUACUGAAUGAGAUCCUCAACGCUUCCUCCCUGGAUGAGGGGGAAUUCAGCAAAGAGUGGACAGCUGUUUUUGGACAGGUUGCUGAUCUUACCAUGAACUCUUCAACUAAAGAUGGGGAGAAUGCUUCAUCGUCUGUGGUACCAACGCCAUCAGGGUACUUGCCCUCACAGCUGCUAGACCAAAACAUGAAUGACUUGCAGUCGUCUUUACAUGGAUGGGCAGCAAACAGUGUGAGUCCCCCAUCGAUACCACAGCCAGCGCAGAAACCACACGGCCUGAAUGUGAACGACAGCAAGGCACCCGUGAAAGAAUCUACAAAGACUCCUAAAGACUUGACUGCUUGGUUCAGUCUCUUUGCUGACCUUGACCCGUUAUCCAAUCCUGAUGCUGUUGGGAAAACUGAUAAAGAACAUGAAUUGCUUAAUGCAUGAGUCAGCUGCCUCUGGUAACUCACAUUCUUCCCUUCAUCAACACUAUUUUGGGGUUUAAAAAAACUAAAUGAAAAUUAGUAUUCUGUUGUGAAACUAUAAAGUAUGUGCCAUGAUAAAACUAAAGGGAACAAAUCCCCUUUUCUAUAGGUACAGUUAUUUGCUCUUGUUUUGUAUAAAGAGUUUUCCUUUAUUUUCUACGUGGAUUUACAAAAAUGAGGUUAAGAAUUAGGGCAGAUUUCUUGCCAAAUUAGAUUAUCUGCUGAAACACUGUCUUUGCCUGGGGUGAUGCGGAGCUAACACUGGAGUGAAAUACAAAUACAAAUAUUUUUUUAUAAUGUUUCUUGAGUAAAUUUAAAAGAAAAUCAUGUAACUGAGGAGGCUGCAUGAGUCAGACAUCUAUCAUGUAUAGAAUAUAUAUAUUACUGCUAUGUUAAGAUGUCAACUAAUUUUGUUCUGCUAGUACUCACAGUGAAAAACCUGUGCUGGGGCUAAUUAUUGAAGAAAUAGAUUUGGGUCUGUGCAGCCAUGGAAAUUGUGCCCUUUCUGAUUUAACUUAUUAGACAAACUGUACUACAUAAACAGAAGUCAUGCCCAGGAGGCUUCUUUUCUGAGGUUUUUCUCCAUUGCACCAACAGAAUUUGCACCUGUUUGCAGAAGUUUCUUGGAACUGAUGCUUUACCAUGUCUUCAAACCAUUCAUCCUUCUGUUCUCAGAAUUUUUCAUCCAAUUUAUUUCUGAAGCAUGUGUUAUUUUGAGCUUGUUGUGACAUUAGCUCUUUAAUAAAAUGAUUUUGACAAAAA